CGCGCCCCAGCGGCGCGGGCGGAAGAGCUCGGGCGUCGAGGCGGCGGCGGAAGCGGAGAGCGACGGUGCCCCGGGGUUAUGUUCAUCGCAGUAACUUCGUUCCUGGCUGUUGGUUCGUAAAAGUUGGCUGAAGUUGACUUGGUACCAUGCAGCAAGCAACAGAGAGAUGCAGGGUUCGAGUCCGGAGGCCUGACAAGGCACUUUACAUCCCCAUAGCUCGAAGGGGAGUAGUACUCAUCAAGUCAGGUGAAGAGGGGAGAAGCCGCGAUCCCCCUCACUCCACGGGAAAGGAAGAGCAGAAGGAAGAUGGUCUCUCCCAAAAGGAGAUCUUCAGAGAUAAGCCAGAGACUGAGAGAUUGAAUAGUGAUCCUGAUAAAAAAGAGCAUAAUCCUAGGGAAGGAAAGAAGUCUUCCACAAAAUUAAGGAAAGACGCGUGCCUUCAAGAAAGAAAGAAAGAUAGGGUUUGUGGGAAAAGAGGAGGCAUCGAAUCCAAAGAAGUCACCUCUCGAGGCUCUCGCCUCAGAGACCCAAACCCUGGGGCUCUACCUGCGACGCCUUUGCAAAUGCAUUGUAAGCCAGAGAAGACUGAGGGUUUGGAGGUUGAAACCGCGGUGGUGGCAGAACCUGAGAAGCCAUUUCUGUCACAGCCUCGCUCAGAGAGCAGCGAGUCUCAGAUUCUGAAUGCCCUCUUCCAGAACGGGAAAACCUGUGAUGGCAGUAGGCAUGACCUAAGUGGGGAAACUUGCGAAGACAGAGAUUUGGAAAGCAAAAUCGGAACAGGGGAUGUCAAGAUCGUGGAGAUACUAUCUCGGUUUCCUGAAGUUUCUGAUUCUGAUUUAAGACCUGAGGGGAUGACGACACCAGGAAAGCCAGGCUCUGGUUCUGGUAAGCCAAUAAUGGGGGGAACGUUGAAGUUCAGUGGUGGAGACAUCACAGCGAUUUCUGUCCCGGGAAGUCUGGAGGGUGGCACUGAUGAAGCUUCUCCAGACUUUGAAGUGGAAAAUUCUGGUGAGAGCGCCGAUGUUACAGAUGUCAUCUUAGGUCACAAAGACCUGGGUUCCAUUCCUGAGACGGUGAGUCACAUCUCUCCUGAACCGAUGCCAGUCAGUCAAUUGGAAGGGGCAAAUGGCAUUUAUGACCCAAUAGUGAUUACGGAAGAUAAGGAGAAUGACGGUGUGACUGAUGAGCUACCCACGAAGCACGAACCUUCUGAUCCAACUCUCCUUGCUCAUAGAGCUACAGGUAAUGAGUCUCAGAGUGUCAGUGACACUGCCAAUAAGGCAUGUACAAAGGGCAUGACAGAUGUCAUAUCUGAUCAGGUCCCUAGAGGCAGCCCUUGUCUAGUUGCAGCUGGAACGGCAGAUCAGACUGGCAGCAACACAAGUGAUUUCUCAAAAUGUAUAGAAACGAGUGUAGGUACAGCCCCUUUUUCUGUAACUGGCAGUGAGAAUGCCCCUGAAAGCUCCAGGAGCCCGACUGCUUGCCCGGAUAUUUAUGGGGAGAGUAUUUCAUCGAGUUUCACAGAGUCAACAGGAAAGUUGACAGAGAGCUUGUCAGAUUGUGCCUCCUUCUUACCUAUAAAGAAGAUUGCUGGUAGUAAUUGUAACACUGUUUUGGACUCUGAACUCAGUAUGUUAAAUGGGACAAAAACGCUUUCAGAAAGUGCCUUGGGCAAUGAUCUAGAUUGUACUGGUGAUAUAACAGAGGCAUUGCAUGAACUAAAAACUGCUGAAGAGUUCAAAACACAGGAGGAAGAUGUCUCCGAGAAUAUAGAAUUGGAUGUAUCCUUUGCUAAUAUAGAAUCAGGAUCUAUGAAUACAUCCACGGAACUGAGGGCAGCAGAAAGAGCUCCUGUGGAGGAGGAGGCUGCUGCCGAGGAAAGCUGGGAGUCUAUGUUCAAUGAUGAUGGUGACUGCCUGGACCCACGGCUUCUGCAGGAGUUGUCAGGGAAUAUGAAAAACAGGAAAAGCAUCCAGGAGCCUAGAUUUGAUUAUUACAGCCAUGAAGUUCCUGAUAUUGAUCUCAGUGAUUGUGAAUUCCCACACGUCAUUGAAAUUUAUGACUUCCCUCGAGAAUUUCGUACUGAAGAUCUUCUACGGAUUUUCUGCAGUUACCAAAAAAAAGGAUUUGAUAUUAAAUGGGUGGAUGAUACACAUGCCCUAGGAAUAUUCUCCAGUCCGAUUACAGCCCGGGAUGCUCUGGGCAGUAAGCAUACCAUGGUGAAGAUCCGGCCUUUGUCACAGGCCACGAGAGCAGCCAAGGCCAAAGCGCGAGCGUUUGCCGAGUUCCUCCAGCCUGCAAAGGAGCGUCCUGAGACUUCAGCAGCCCUUGCCAGAAGGUUAGUCAUCAGUGCCCUUGGGGUGCGAAGUAAGCAGAGCAAAACCGAGCGGGAAGCAGAGCUCAAGAAACUGCGAGAAGCCCGAGAGAGAAAACGCCUAGAAGCCAAGCAACGGGAAGACAUCUGGGAAGGCAGAGACCAGUCUGAAGCUUGAACAUACACAGUGAAAGGGAUCUAACUCCAUGGAUUCAGAAAGGAUUUCCCUGGUCUUCAGAGAUGAGGGGGAUUUCAGACCUCUGUGCACAUGCAGAUGUGCACGUUAAUAAGGAGCGAGAGAAAGUGACCAAGAACUGGCUAAGGAUAGAAAAAGAGAUUGACUCCUGUCAAUCUCUACUCCUAAAUGCAGUUCUUUGGAAUCCCUUAACUGUGGGGCGUAGAAGGAAGAGCCAGUGGUAGGAAGGCACUCGGGAGAUGUGAGGUCCAAGAGUUCUCUGGACGGGGCAAGUCCCGUAAGCAUGGAUCACACUCCUGAGAUGUUUUAAGUAAAUACAAAACAGAGGAUUUGAAUCUGCAAUGAUGAGAGAUUAAGGGGCAGCCAAAACACGGUGUUCCUUCCUGAGGGCUUCCCCGAAUCAGAACCGCAGCAUUGAGGGGAAGGCGGGGGCAGGGGCAGGGCCAGGCAGUUCAGAGAGACGGAACCGUGUCUAGCGUACGUGGCAUUCCCAGAAUGGAGACUGCCACCUCCAGGACGCCAGCGUUGG
This is a messenger RNA of Sorex fumeus (smoky shrew), 3039 nucleotides long. It is a transcript of the gene R3HCC1L, whose product is annotated as R3H domain and coiled-coil containing 1 like. The transcript has 8 exons. The record is from RefSeq and is a predicted model, not a curated record. The coding region runs from base 147 to 2492 and encodes 781 amino acids. Lineage: Eukaryota; Metazoa; Chordata; Mammalia; Eulipotyphla; Soricidae.